Molecule: messenger RNA, 3976 nt
Organism: Tachysurus fulvidraco (yellow catfish)
Lineage: Eukaryota; Metazoa; Chordata; Actinopteri; Siluriformes; Bagridae
Product: zinc finger protein 665-like
Exons: 9
Coding region: 156-3545 (1129 amino acids)
Source: RefSeq, a predicted model, not a curated record
UGCGUACAAGUCAGAAACACAGAAGGAUGUAAUAAACAGAGCAGAGUCGACCAUUAUCAAUGAACACUAUCGAAAGUAUCUUCUUACUGUUUUUAUGAGAAGUUCCUGCAUCUGGAUGAAGGUUCGAUUGACAGACUAAACUAAACGGAUUACAGAUGCAGGCCCUGGAAGAACAAUUGGGUAGUGUGCUGUUUGUACGCUGCGUGCUGCCUCCUCUCAGGCUGCUCUGUGCUGCUGUAUGGCACCUGAUCCAGCAGGAAGCAGUCAUACACUAUGGCAUGCUGGAGGAGUUUGUGUCUCUCAUCACAGACACACUCCCUGAUCUGCUGAGCUACAGGCAGAAGACUCAGCUCACCAUGGGGCUCAGAGCAAAGCAUGUGCUGGAGUUAUGUGGCAUGGAGCCUCUGGCUGAUCCGGUUACAGUUCAGGCCAAUUUACAGCGGAUCGAGACCAUUGUUGCACUUCACAAGGAACUGGAGGCAGGUGAUACACAUGUGGAAGAAUCUGGAAAUAACUUUGUGGCUCUGGUGCAGUUUUUAAUGAAGGAUCCAGCUGAGAGAAGCAUCUUCUUUAAGGAUGUGUAUCCCACACAGUAUGGUGUGAAGUUCAAUACAGCGUUACAGAAGCUGAUGUGGCUGUUCCUGUCUAGACUAGAAAAUGCUCUUCCACAGCCUACUCUAGAGGAGGUUGCCCACUUGCUCAGCACUGCCCCUACAGUCAUGGAGGAAUGUGUUCAGUCUCUUUCACAACCUCAGCAAAUGAGAAACAUUCUUAAAUACCAAAGAGAAGCCAAUGUAGAAAUUAAAGACACUACACCGUCAUGGUCCACCACUCCUGAUGACUGCAUCCUCUCCUGUCUCAGCAGUCCUCAGUUUAUACAAAUUCUUCUCAGAGAACAGACGCCUCUAGACACCCAGGCCGAGUCGGGGCUUGAUUACGUUCCUUCAUACUGCCAAGAGGUCCAGGUAGAAUCAGUGUUCAUUACGCAGUACAUUCAGAAUGAACUGGAGACGAGCAUAUCUGAGGAAAAUGAUGACAGCAUGCAGUGUGAUGCACAAGAAUCUGAAGAAUGGGAUCCAGUAGACACUAAAAAUUCUACAGAAGUUGUUUACGAAGACUUCGAAUCCGUGGACCUGCACACCAUGGACACUGAGGUGGUCGAAAGAUCUGAAAAGCAAGAUCCUGUCAACGUCAGUUUUGUGGACGUGGAAGCUGCUGAUGCCAAAGAGGAAUCCCUAACUCCUCAAGAAGAGAAGAGGAUGGUGAAGAAUCAGGAGGCAACAGAGUUGGUCAGCUUGUACAAGAUUAAACAAUCUUUUGUUAAGCUAGAUAUGCUCGACCUUUCUCGUACACAAUUUUCUAAGACUUUUUACCCCGGACCUCAAAAACAAGGACGUGGCCGGCCAAAGAAGAAUCCUCAGAAUAAAACACCAUGCAGGAAGAAGAAAGAAGAGAAAAAUGUUAUGGUUCAAUGUGCAUCAAUUAACAAGCUUAAAGGACUCAAAAAUGGUGUCUCCAGCAUUGUUCCAGCGCUAAAGAAGAAAUAUACACUCGUAAAAGGGGCAUCUGGGGAAUAUGCCUGCUCUCUGUGCUCCUUCCGGGAUGGUGAGGAGAUCCAGAUGCACCAACACCUCAUCGUUCAUCAUCCAGAAGAAUACAAGCAGCUUUGUGUGGCAGAAAAUGGAGAGGAGCAUCAGGAGGUUGUGAGCGCACCUCAUCAAUCAGAAAAACAGAAUAACUCCGUCGGUAAAAUUCGGUCCUACAGAGGCGUGUCAGUCUGUAAAACAUGCCCCACGUGCGGCAAAACAUUCACCCGAAGCUCAGAUAUGAGAAGACAUCAAGUGUCUCAUACAGCUGAUCGUCCUUUCCUAUGCCGGAAUUGUGGUAAGACCUUCAGGUACCCCUUUGAUUUGAGAAGACAUCAGCAGUCUGUGUGUGCACAUAAAGAUUAUGUGGUGGUGUACCGGAGAAAUGGUGAAGUCACAGAGGAUGGAAAUGAAGAAAUCAAGGUGGAUGAUUCAGGAGCAACAUGCCAGCACCUCCACAACUCUAUUAAACCUAGUGAGAAAGCAGAAUGUUUAAGUUCAGACUCGGUCAUAAGUCCUGGGUCUGGAAUUCAGCCCAGAUCUGUGAUGUCAAUAAGUGAUGAAUCAGAGCAGACACAUGGUUCAAGCUCAAUCCCAAUCAACUCUCACUCAAAACGGCACUUAAGGUCCGCUUCAUCCAACCAUCCUCAUAAGUGCUCUCAGUGUGGCAAAGGCUUCAAGUAUUCCUACAACCUCAAAAAACAUGAGGAUGUCUGUGAAGGGAAAAGUCAAUGCACGGGUUCAAUAUUGUGCCUUUCUACAGAGCGAGAGUCUGAUGCAUCUGAAUCUUUAUGUAUGAAUGAGCAAGAACAACAGGAGAAUGCAGCUCAAUCCAUAAAGUGUGAUUUGUUUCCUGCAGUCAGUGUGAGAAGAAAUGUAAAGAAAUAUAAAGAUUCUGGAUUGCUAAUGAAGCAUGAGCAGAUUCGUGCCAGUAGUGAGCGAUGCUUUAAGUGUGUGAAAUGUGAUACUUUGUACAAUACAGUGCUUGAGGUCCAGAAGCAUGUGCAGGUUCAUUGGGGUGAGGACCCACUGCAGUGUUCUCAGUGUGGUAAGUACUGCCUGAGCCAAAGUGAACUAACGAGGCAUUCUUUGGCACACGAGAAGGAGAGCAAGCAUCCCUGCUUUUUGUGCUCAGAGACUUUCGAGAGGCUUGACUCGCUGAGGGAGCACUACCUCAAUGUCCAUGAUUUUAAAGGACCGUACCAGUGUUCCAAGUGCGAUAAAACUCACACGGACCUCAAGGCUACAGUUAAACACAUGAAGACGCAUACCGAGGAGCGGCCUUACCAGUGUUCUCAUUGCUCAAAGAGCUUCAAGCAACGUGGUGCACUCAAUGUACAUGCAAAAAUUCACUCAGGGGACAAGCCUUUCCUCUGUGAGGAGUGUGGGAAAUGCUUCAGCAGCAACAUCAGUCUGCAGAGGCACUCCGUGUCCCACAAAACAGAAAGACCGCACACAUGCCCUCAGUGCAAGAACCGCUUUAAAACACGUUACGCACUCUGUAGCCAUUUGCUGAAGCAUACGGCAGGAGCGAGCAUACCCUGCGAGUUCUGUGGGAAGAUGUUCUUCCGAGCGUCUGCACUGAACAGACACCACCGGACCCACACAGGAGAGAGACCGUACAACUGCCCUAAAUGCGCCAAGACGUUCCUGACCAAAGGCGAGGUUGCGAAACACAUGCGCUAUCAUACAGGAGAGCGGCCCUUCCAAUGUACACUCUGCUCCAAGACGUUCACACAGACGUGCUACCUAAGCGUCCACAUGCGGACACACACAGGAGAGCGGCCUUACAAGUGCAGCAUUUGUAAAAGAGCUUUUGUUUGUAACACACACUUGAAAAGACACAUGUUAGUGCAUACACAGGAAAGGCCAUUCAGAUGUGACUGUGGAAAGGCAUUUAAUCAGGCACAUUCUUUAAAAGUGCAUCAGAGAAGUCAGUGUCUCUUACAAAAGAAAUAGCUUUAAUAAAUUUCUGAUAGGUUUCCGAUUUAUCUUUCACAGAUACACUAAGCCUUUAAAGAUCUACAGCUUUAUAUUAUACCUCAGGUUUUUGCUCGGUUUUCUUCAUAUCUGAAUUAUUCUAUAUUAGGAUGUUUUGACGAGGAUGCAGAGGAGGAAAAUUUAGUAGUCCUCAAGAUAAGGAGAGAAGUUGAAAUGCAGUCCAUAAAUGCAAUGUUUCUUGAUGCAAAUCAGUUGGAACCUCCACCCAACCUCAGCACACACACACACAAACAAAAGAUAUUUUGUCUUACACCUACUAUCAGGACUGUAAUGCAAUUACAUAAAGUUUGAAUCAUACAGCGUUUAGUUACACCACACUAUUCCCAAACUCUGAAAAAACUAUGGAUUUAAGUUGUAUUGAAUGUCAAAUAAAAUGUCUAUUUGCUCUA